Messenger RNA from Amyelois transitella, 6462 nucleotides. It is a transcript of the gene bsk, whose product is annotated as stress-activated protein kinase JNK. Gene Ontology annotation, cellular component: cytoplasm; nucleus. NCBI's taxonomy places the organism in Eukaryota, Metazoa, Arthropoda, Insecta, Lepidoptera, Pyralidae. Bases 573 to 1763 code for a protein of 396 amino acids. The transcript is spliced from 15 exons. The record is from RefSeq and is a predicted model, not a curated record. Gene Ontology annotation, molecular function: ATP binding; JUN kinase activity. Gene Ontology annotation, biological process: protein phosphorylation; JNK cascade.
UUUAGCUGAGCUGACGGAUCGAGUGGAAUCGUAUUGAAUUAAGUGGUUCUGGUUCAGGUUUUUAAUAAUAAAUUAAAUAUAUAAUAUUUGAAUAAAUAACUAUAGACAUUUUUGUAUAAGUGAUAGUGCAUAAACAACAUCCGUAGCCAUCUAAAAAAAAACUACAUUCGAAGCCAUAUCAGUGUUGCUUCUGUGGCUCAGUUUUUCCAAUUCGCCUGCGCAAUUGGAAAUUCUUUUCUCUUCAUGGCUUGGAUAUGGAUAUAUAUUAGACAAAUUACACAGAUUGAGUUAACCUCCAAGUAAGUUCAUUUCCCCACGGACCAUUUUUGGUGGAACGGCGAUAAUAGCUGGUGACUGCUUUCUAUCAGAUAACUCCUACGCAAUACCACGAAAUUGAUGGUAUUAAAUCGAUCAAGAUUGGACUCACAAAAUGAAAGGAAGUAGUUUAUGACGUGACGUGACUUCGUGUAAGUUGAACUCAGCUGAACUGUGAUAGACCGCGGCUCUCCUCGGAGGUAUAUGGAUAGAGAAACACCUCUUGCAAGGAUAUUUUUGUAAAGCAGGGGUGGUCGAUGCCCCACGCGGCGCCUCCAGCCACCGCCAUGUCGGCCCCGCCGCGACACCCACACUUCUAUACCGUCGAAGUCGGAGACACGAGGUUCACAAUCCUCAAGCGUUACCAGAACCUCAAGCCGAUCGGCUCGGGCGCCCAGGGGAUUGUUUGUGCGGCGUACGACACGGUGACACAGCAGAAUGUGGCCAUUAAGAAACUGUCCAGGCCGUUUCAGAACGUGACGCACGCCAAGCGCGCAUACCGCGAGUUCAAACUCAUGAAGCUGGUGAACCACAAAAAUAUAAUCGGUCUCCUGAACGCGUUCACGCCGCAGCGCAGCCUGGAGGAGUUCCAGGACGUGUACCUGGUGAUGGAGCUGAUGGACGCGAACCUCUGCCAGGUGAUCCAGAUGGACCUGGACCACGAGAGGAUGAGCUACCUGCUUUAUCAGAUGCUGUGCGGCAUCAAACAUUUGCAUUUAGCUGGGAUCAUACACAGGGAUCUGAAGCCGUCCAACAUCGUGGUGAAGAGCGACUGCACGCUGAAGAUCCUGGACUUCGGGCUGGCGCGCACCGCCGGCACCACCUUCAUGAUGACUCCGUACGUGGUCACGCGGUACUACCGCGCGCCAGAGGUGAUCCUGGGCAUGGGCUACACGGAGAACGUGGACAUCUGGUCGGUGGGCUGUAUCAUGGGCGAGAUGAUACGGGGCGGCGUUCUGUUCCCGGGCACGGACCACAUCGACCAGUGGAACAAGAUCAUAGAACAACUGGGCACCCCGUCCGCCGCGUUCAUGGCGCGCCUGCAGCCGACCGUGCGCAACUACGUGGAGAACCGGCCGCGGUACGCCGGCUACUCCUUCGAGCGGCUGUUCCCCGACCUGCUGUUCCCCAGCGACAGCAACGAGCACAACAGGCUCAAGGCGUCGCAGGCCCGCGACCUGCUCUCGCGCAUGCUGGUCAUCGACCCCGAGCGCCGCAUCUCCGUGGACGAGGCGCUGCUGCACUCCUACAUCAACGUGUGGUACGACGAGGGGGAAGUCAACGCGCCGGCGCCCGCGUCGUACGACCACUCGGUGGACGAGCGCGAGCACACGGUGGAGCAGUGGAAGCAGCUCAUCUACCAGGAGGUGGUGGAGUACGCCGCGCCGCUGCCCGCGCCGCCGCUCGCCGCGCCGCCCGACCACGCGCAGCCCGCGCUCACCACAUAGGUAUCGACAGAGCUGACCGCCGAGAUAUAAUCGUCAUAAGCAGUGAGUGACACUGCAGCGCGCCACUCCUGCGCAGUGGCCCGGCGGCUGAGCUUCACACCAACACGACGAUGACACGACUAUGACUAUGUACAUAUUUAAACCGGAAAUGUUAUGUGCAAUAUUCGGAUGAAGUGUAAAUUGUUUAGAGCGAGGUCACACGACAUAAAUACAAGCGAGCGAGGUCGAGUCUUCAUCACUACAUAGUAUAAAACAAAGUCGCUAUUUUAGUCUGUUGUAGUCUGUAGAGGAAGGUUUUUAUGUAUAAUAACAUUUAUAAUUUUGCACCCGUGCGAAGCCGGGGCGGGUCGCUAGUUAAAUAUAUAUGCCAAUGUUGCGCGUUGAUAAAGUACAUACAUAUAUGAUCACGUCUACAUAUAUCUCUUACGGGGUAGGCAGAGUCAAAAAUCUCGAAUAUACUGAGAGGUCACGUUCAGCUUUAUGGUUUAAAAACUUUUUAUCAUUCAGUAAUCCGUACAAGAAAUUUUAAAAAUUAUUACACUGAGACUCUGUUGACGCCAUGUUAAUAUUUAAUGGGUACAUUUAUAGACUUUACCUAUAGGCGAGCGAAACGUGACUAACAAAAUUAAGAGCCAAGCGAUGUGAUUCAAACUUCGAGCAAGUGAGUGACAGAAGCGGCUAUAGAAUUAGCGUUUUGUUUAAACAGAGAAACGUUUUUUUUUUUUGCAACGACCCUACAUUGUUUAUAUUUGGUGUAUGAAGCGAAAAAUGAAAAGAGAUGAAUUAAUGUUUGCCUGCCUCGCUCGCUCGUUAUGUGUGGCCAAUAAGCCAUUAUUUUUUUCCCGUGUACAGAGAAUGUCCGAGUGUAAACAUUAGGCAGCUUAACAUUGUAAUCGUAGCGUAGAUGAAACGUAAAUUUGUACUCCAUUUAAUAAGUUUAUAUAAUUUUGAGGAAACGUUUUAUUAUUGUCUGUUUCUUGUAGUUUCUUCCUAUUUCUUAUAAUAAAUAGGCAUAAGUGUUGUGGCAAUUUUGAAACGAUUGACAACUAUCUCUCUGGCAAAAAAAUACUGGUUAUAUUGGCAGAGUAAAAUGAAAAUAUUAUUUGCGUGAAAUUAUUGGUCCUAAUGAUCGACAUGGUAGCAUCUUUCUAUCCUUGUCUCUCUAUAUAGAAUUGAUAGUGUCAUAGAGAAGUCUGAGCGAGAUAAAUAUAUUUUUCUCGCUCAAUCGUACCUUCAAAUCGUUUCUCAAUCGGCACAAAUUGGUAAUUUUGUUUGGCUGACAGGUGGCUCUUUGAGUAAAGCUCGGCAUUAUUUCAGUCUCCCCGUUUCGUUUUCCCUUUUUAUUUGCAAAAAGGAGUGCCUUUGCGAAUCAAUAAAGCGGUUACCAGCUUGCGGACUGACUUUCAUAUGUUUGAAUAUUUUUGUAAUAACGAAAUGUAAAAUCAAUCGAUUCAAUGCAAUAUUUCUUAUUUUUCUUUUUAUAUUUUAUUUCAAUUUAUAUACUGAUAAUAAUGUAAUUACGGAUGAUAAUAAAAAAAAUUGAGCUUAUUAAUAUGUGUUGUCCGAAUGGGGGUUUUAACGAUGUCUGCCAACAGAUAGCGCUAGUUGUGGUCACGUGACAGUCGGAUGUUUCAAAUAUUGUGUUCCAUUUGACUGCUGUCAAAUUUCGAAUCUUCGCCCAAAGAUGUGCGUCGGAUCCAACGCACCAGUGCUGACAUCUGUCAUAGUGGAUUUUGAAAACCCUCAUUUUAAUUAUCGUGCAAUUUAAUUUAAAUGUAAUAUGAAUAAUAUUCUGUAGUUAAUAUUAUUAUGAACCACUAUCGCAAAUUCAACAAAAUUUCAUUGCCAGUGUUAUAUUGUCCAAAUAUUAACAGGCGGAAAAUAUAGACGGAAGAAUUUUCGCUAAAUCUUAGAAAUAGAGUUGUCAUCAAGUUAUGCUCCUGAUUUUAAGAUUAUUUUGAAUUUGCGAUGGUGGGUGGGAAUAUCGUGAUUAUCCAAAAUGUAUUAUAGUUUCCUUAGCUUUACACAAUCAGAUGGGGUUUCGUGAUGUUGAUAGUUUCUCGUAGGUAGGCUCCUAGGCAUUGUUGAUAUACUGUACGGGAUUAAUUAUAAGGACAUUUCUACUUAAGUAGUACUUUUAUAGGACACCUCACACGUUAUUGCAAAAUGCGAAAAUCUAUCUAUCAAUUAUAGUUUUAUUUUAUGAAUUUGAAAAAAAUAGGUGAAUAAAAAUUACCAUCAAGAUAUAGUUAUUGUAUUUAUGACGCCAUUGGCUUAAUUAAUCAAUCUAUAUAUACAUACAUAAUUAACGCCUCUUUCCCGUAGGGGUAGGCAGAGACCACAUCUUUCACCUUGCCACGAUCCCUGCACACUUCUUUCGCUUCAUCCACAUUCAUAACUCUCUUCAUGCAAGCUCGUCGGUUUCGGGUACUAUUGACCAGACCUUUUGCUAGAACGUCUCCGAUUUGAUCAAGGUACGUUCAUCUAGGCCUUUCCACUCCAACAGUUCCAUUCACACUUUGUUUGUUUGCUUAGUCAACCAAAAUAAAAUAUAUGUAUACCUAAAAUAACAGAUUGUAGUUACAUCUACAUAUUUAUUUUUGGCACUUAUUUUUAUGAUGCUAUUGUGUAAUAUUACGUUUUUAAGAUCAUUGUAUUAAGGUUCUAAUGAAUUUGAAUAUGAAAAGCGUCGCUUAGGAAUGAAUUGCAAUUUACGUUGUGGAUAUUUGACAAUAAUAUUGUCGGCGACUGUAUUUAUAAGGUUAAUUAUAUCAAAUGUAAAUACCUUGCACGGUAAUGCGAAUCAUUAAAUCCUGCGCGUUUUAUGCUUGGAUAGAUGAAGUAUAGUGCCAUAAAUAAAUAUAUUGUAAUGAUUCGAUAUAAACAAUGUAUUUAACAAUGAAAUUAAGAGAUAUGCAACAUGGUUAGUUCUGUUUUAAUUUUGUUUUUUUUUUAAAUAAAUUAAUUCGACCGAUCAAAGAUAGUUUUGACUUUGGCGUUUUAUUCUAUAUCAAAUAUAGUUAAUCUUGCACAUUUAAUGUAAAUCAUACAUUUUCUAUAGCUAUUUUCUUACCGUUUCUAGGUUUUUAUGUAAUCUAUCAACUGACUGUAUUAAUUUAAAUACUAAAUAUUUUAAUUGUUAUACCAUGCAUUGGCGGUUCCUCAAGGAUGACACCUAGGACCUUCACACUUUUUUUCAUUGCCAGACGCAAAUUAACGUGUGAGGUAUAAGUAGGUUAUUGUUUGAAACCUCACUAGAUGAUAUGAUUAUAAUAAGAUGAAGAAAGAUAGCUGUCUCGGAUGGUUUCAGUAAAUAGCACAAUUUACUAGCUAUAGGUGAAGCCGGACGGUAUCAAGUUUGUGAUGUUCUCGCGUUUUGUAUCGAUGUCGAUAAAAAAAGCAAUAAUACCUUAGAUAAAACAGUUUUCUCUGCACUCUUAAUAGAUAACACAAUAAAAACACAAAGAAAUCAAUAAGAAACAAAAAAUUACCAAAAUAACGUAAAUUAACAGGAAUAUUGUAAACGUUAAUGCGACAUAACUGUAAAUCUUGCUCUUUUUUAAAGUUAUGUCUUCAUGUGUGCUCAAUGUCACAAAAAUUAACAAAAGACUGAUUCCAAAUAUACUUAUUUCAAACUUAUGAAAUCGAAAAUGGGUUGUUUUACAUGAAACUUUAUUACAUACCUGAUGUUAUCUAUUUGAGUGCUGCGAUUACUUAAUAGCAUGAAUAAUAUACUACAUAGUAACUGUCUUCUUUCUUCAUUUAUAUGCAGGGUUAUUCCCGAACGCUGUCAAGUCAUAUUUCUUAUUUUCACUCCAACUCUGACUUUGAGGUUAACUUGUUAGAUAAAUUCCUUGUCAACAUUUGUGAACAAACUUUGAGGUCAGACCAGGUUUACUGAUAUCAUUGUAACUCUGACUUUUAUCUCUUUUUAUUAUCUGACCACCAAAAUGUUUUUUUUUUUUGUAAUCACAGAAUUAUGUUUAUGUUUUCAAAUUCUUUGACGAAUUUCAAUUGAAUUACUCUUAAGCUCACCUUUUCCUUAAUAAAAUUUUAAAUUUAAUUACCUACAAAAUAAUAGUUACAAUAUGUUAUUUACAUGUUAUUUAGCUAUAUGAAUUUUCAGAAUAUUUGUAUUUAUUUAAACUCAUUAAAUGCUUCAUUUUUAUAAUUAUCAUCAAAUAAGAAAAAGACAUAACAAGCGUGUAUUUUUAAUCAAUUUCGCGACAAAUGUGUCCACACAAUCUGUUACAAAUGGUAAUAGUACCCUUCUUUCUUUCUUUUCUAUAUUAUGCUUAUCUACUUGACUUCAUUUAAAUCAACUUGACAUAACAUUAUGAAAGUAUACAAUAAUUUAGGUUUAAGGGAAUUGUAAAUAUAAAAACCAUAGACGAAACGGAACGAAAGUGAAGAACACAGGACAUUAACCUUAGGAGUUUGAUCACUAUAGUGAAUAUAAAUCACGAUUGUACGUCCAAAUUGUCCAUAUGUUAAUGUACCUAAUACAAAUUACAAUAAUAUAAUCGUAGAAUGUAUUUUAGUACACUUGGAGGCGAGUUAAGGUGUCGCGGGCGGUCGUCCGCGAACUCUAGUAUACAUUUGAGUUACACUUGAUGACUAUCUAAAAACAACUUAUUUUUACUGUACACGUAAGUUAUUUCAUAUUUUAACUGAAUAAAAUCGAAUUGGUUAUUAUAAA